CGUACCUCCUUUAUAGAUUCACGCAUUUCCCUCCCGCUCCUCUCUCGGUCAGCAAGCUUUCUGUCUUGAGCGGUCGCCGCCCUACUCAUACUCUCCGAGGGCUUUAGAUACAUUCAUCCUUUCUCUUUUACCCUGUCUCCUUUUCCCCCUUGAGUAGCAUCUCCCUUACUUCUACUACAACCCCUUUCGUUGUUUUGAUUUCCUCGUUGACCUCCUGAAGAGGCAAACCAGGUGGUUCAUCAUGGAGAAGGACGAGAUCGAGGCCAAGGCCGAGCCCCGGGGAGGGACCUUUGAGUCCCCGCCGCCUUUGUAUGGAGAAUCCGAGCCAACACAGGCGGGUCUUGGUCGCAGAAUAUGGGAUAGUUUCAAAAGGGAUCCAAAUGCCCAUGUCACGGCCGGCCAUACUUCCUCCGGUGCAGAUGGGAAGUCCUUCGAUAUCGAAAACGCCGCGCAGAAGACUGCUUCUUCACCCUUGCAGCGUAGCCUCAAGGGCCGUCAUCUGCAGAUGAUUGCCAUCGGUGGUUCUAUUGGUACUGGUCUAUUUGUCGGAUCCGGAAAAGUCUUGGCCACGGGUGGCCCAGCGUCGGUUCUCAUUGCUUAUGCUCUAAUCGGGUGCAUGCUUUACUGCACUGUACACGCACUGGGUGAAAUGGCGGUUCUGUUUCCCGUCGCAGGUUCAUUUGCGCACUACUCGACUCGGUUCAUUGAUCCGGCAUGGGGUUUCGCCAUGGGUUGGAACUAUGCGCUGCAAUGGCUCGUAGUGCUGCCGCUGGAAAUUGUAGCUGCGUCAAUUACCGUCGACUAUUGGCAAUCUGAUAUCUCGAACGCUGCGUGGGUCGCGAUCUUUUGGGUAUUGAUCGUCUCAAUCAACUUGUUCGGCGUCAGGGGCUACGGUGAGGCCGAGUUUGUCUUCUCACUCAUCAAGGUCGUUGCUGUUAUUGGCUUUAUAAUCCUCGGCAUUAUCCUGAACUGCGGCGGAGGUCCGAAGGGCGGGUAUAUCGGUGGACAGUACUGGCACAGUCCCGGUGCUUUCCAUAAUGGAUUCAAAGGUCUCUGCAGUGUCUUUGUCAACGCCGCGUUUGCCUUUGCUGGAACCGAGCUCGUUGGUUUGGCUGCGGCUGAAACUGCUAACCCUCGGAAAUCGCUCCCAACAGCUGUCAAGCAGGUGUUCUGGCGUAUUUGCCUCUUCUAUAUUGUAUCGCUCACCCUGGUUGGCCUUCUUGUUCCCUACGACGAUACACGACUUCUUGAUGGCAGCUCCAGUGCUGACGCCAAGGCCUCCCCAUUUGUGAUUGCCAUUAACAACGCUGGUAUCUCCGUGCUAGAUUCUAUCAUGAACGUCGUUAUCAUGAUUGCGGUCUUGUCUGUGGGCAACUCGUCAGUUUACGGCUCCUCUCGUACCCUAGCAGCUCUUGCCGAGCAAGGGCAAGCCCCCAAGUUUCUGGCAUACAUUGAUCGCAAGGGUCGCCCUCUCUGGGCAAUUCUAAUUGCCUCUUCCCUCGGGUUGCUCAGUUUCUUAGCCGCAUCGGACAAACAAGAAGUGGCCUUUGAGUGGAUGAUGGCCAUUUCUGGUCUCUCGUCCAUCUUCACCUGGGGUUCGGUUUGUUUGGCACACAUUCGCUUCCGCCGUGGCUGGAAGGCUCAGGGCCACAGCUUAAAAGAGCUCGCCUUCCAAUCACAACCGGGAGUUAUUGGCUCCUGGGUCGGGUUCUUGUUCAACUGUCUCGUUUUAGUCGUACAGUUCUGGGUUGGAUUCGCGCCAAUCGGUUAUAGCACUAUGACUGCUGGUGAGCUUGUUGAGGCCUGGUUCUCCGUAUAUCUAGCUGCCCCCGUUGUCCUGCUCUUUUAUAUCCCGUAUAAGCUCUGGUUCAAGACGCCAUUUAUUCGGGCCAAGGACAUGGACCUGCAAACCGGUCGUCGCGAUCUCGACCUUCAGUAUUUGAUUGAGCAGGAACGAGCCGAACAGGCAGAGUGGCCUGCGUGGAAGAAGGUAUAUAAGUUCUUCUGUUAGCAUCGGGAGUUUUAUGAUCAUUGUUUCGUUUCGCAGGCUUGAAAUUCACACGCUGAUCUCCACUGUACGAUUAUGACUAAUGUGCCUCUAUUCCGAUUCUGAUAACCCAAUCUCAUGGUUUUAGCAUUGCUCCUAGCAUGAUUGGUUGUCGUAAGCCUGUUUGAAUCCCAUUGCCUUGCUCCCUGUCCAGGCAUCGUCCAUGCGACCGCUGAGGCAGUUGUGCUAAGCUUUUGGAAUGUUGAUGUUGACACAGUCGUUCUCCAGUCUUGGCAUGUUUGUAUAUGGAGAACGUUCCAGACUGCUAUAGGUAAAGCUGAUACCGGCUGUAAGGAUGGUUGUAUUUGAUGUCCCCACGCUAUUUGUAGUGGUCCACAAACCGCGUAUUCCACCGUAAAUACGGUGUCACAACUUCCUAAAGUCUGGCCAAGAGUGUAAUAUUUCACGGUGCGGCCAAAAAUAGCUACCGGACUGAAACACGUGAGGCUGAGGUGGUUAUGGACUAGGUUGUCUCACAACGGUAAAUUA
Molecule: messenger RNA, 2536 nt
Organism: Aspergillus pseudonomiae
Lineage: Eukaryota; Fungi; Ascomycota; Eurotiomycetes; Eurotiales; Aspergillaceae
Product: amino acid permease GAP1
Exons: 3
Coding region: 242-2011 (589 amino acids)
Biological process (GO): amino acid transmembrane transport
Cellular component (GO): membrane
Molecular function (GO): amino acid transmembrane transporter activity
Source: RefSeq, a predicted model, not a curated record